This is a messenger RNA of Thermothielavioides terrestris NRRL 8126, 1033 nucleotides long. RefSeq lists its product as uncharacterized. The transcript has a single exon. Bases 139 to 624 code for a protein of 161 amino acids. Gene Ontology annotation, molecular function: DNA replication origin binding. NCBI's taxonomy places the organism in Eukaryota, Fungi, Ascomycota, Sordariomycetes, Sordariales, Chaetomiaceae. The record is from RefSeq and is a predicted model, not a curated record. Gene Ontology annotation, cellular component: nucleus; nuclear origin of replication recognition complex. Gene Ontology annotation, biological process: DNA replication; DNA replication initiation.
GUCGAGAGGGAGCGCUGCUCCGCCCAGCUUUGCUGACCAAUUUUGCAGGCUCUCUACAAAACGCAGGAAUUUGCGGACCACCUCGAAUCGCACUUUUACACUACGAAGUCAGUCUCGGCCUUCCUGACAUCAUGCAUCAUGCCGCUUGCAGCGCUCUCAGCCACGGCACCAUCAUUGCAGAUACCGCCAGCCGCGGGGCCCGCCGUCUCGCUCGAGCCGCCGGACUCCAAGCUGCACCUGCUCGGGUCGCUCUCGGAUUUGGACCUGGCGAUGCUCAUCGCGGCGGCGCGGCUGGACAUCGUGGCGCACACCGACACGGUCAACUUCGCCAUGGCGUACGACGAGUACACGUCGCUCAUGGGCAGGCAGCGGGUGCAGUCGGCCAGCUCGGGCAUGCUGGCGCUUGGGGGCGGAGCGCGCGUGUGGGGCCGCGGCGCGGCGGGCAUCGCCUGGGAGCGCCUGGUCGCCCUCGGCUUGCUCGUUCCCGCAGCCCCGGGCGGCAGGGGGACGGCCGGUCUGGGCGGGUUGGACGCCAAGAUGUGGAAGGUGGACGUCGCGCUCGAGGAGAUUCCCGCGGCCGUGAAGCUGAACGCCGUCCUGGCAAGGUGGUGCAGGGAGAUUUAGCCCGGGCCUGGUUGAGAGGCGCCAGAGGCGCCAGCCUUGCUUGCAUGGGGCCCCGGAUCCUACGUCCAUCCACACUAAGCUGAUGCGCUGCAGCUAGUUACCACAACGGAUCAACCGAUGCUGCUGCUGCGACGCUGCUACAGCGCUGCAACCAGACUUUGGUGCACAACUCCAUAGGUGCAGCAUCUGUGUCCCAUGCACGACUGACGACGCUGCUUCCCGGACUUAGCGGGGAGUGUUCGCUUAUUCUGGUUAGCUGCUGCACCUACUCCGGACUUCGGAUUGGUUACUUCGUAUUCAGUGGUUCUCGGUAAUCUCCUGGAGCCGACAGCUUGGCGCAGGGGUUUGUCUACACUACACUACACUACUGUAUUUUCGGAUCGCACUGCCUCGUGCCCACGUGUGCGGG